CGCACAUCUCACCACUGGUCAGCGCGGAGCGCUUGAGCCACCGGCCCACCGCCCACUAGACCCUGUCCCCAAUCACCCAGCCAUCUCAGCCAAUCUUUGCAAGGCAAGGCAAGGCCGCCGCCGCCGCCGAAGCCGCCGCCGCGAUGGGGAUGCUCAGCGCCAAGUCCGACUACGAGUGUCUCCGCGACGCCCGCAUCUCCGAGAACAUGGCCCGAAUGGAGAUGCUCGGCCUGCUCCGCUGCGCGGGGGAGCUCAGCGACAUCGCCUCCAGCCACCGCGCGGCCGGGAGCGCUACCCCCCGGAAUCGGAAGCCCCCCAGGCCGCGGGGAGCGAUGAGCAUGAUGACCCCGCUCCGCCGCUCCAGCCGCCUCGCCGCCGCGACGCCGACUGGAUCCACGUCGACGAACCGCCGCUCCGCCCGGUUGAACGGGCAGUCUGUUCAGCACAAGGCGCUGCCUCCCAAAGGAGCUUUGAGUAAGUUGGCGGCGGCAGCGGCGGAGGAGGCAGACGAUGACGAUGAGGAGGAGAAUCUGGAGUUGGUGGUGGACAAGAAGAGGGUGCCGGCGCUGCAGGAGAGACGAUGCGACAGCAAGGGAAGGGGAGGCGUGUACGACUCUGUUCUUGGGAUCUGCUGCCAUUUCUGCAGGCAGAAGAAAUUGUGCAGCGAGGAGGACUGCAAGCGCUGCGGGAAAGGUGAUCUGAAGCAGCCGUGCUUAGGAAAGACGGAGUGUUCAUCUUGUCAUUCUUCGAAUGGGAUACUCUGCCGUGCUUGCCUGAAAGUUAGGUACGGCGAAGAGAUGGAAGAGGUGAGGAAGAACAAGAAUUGGAUGUGCCCUCACUGCAUUGAGGAGAAGGGUAUCAAGAAGUUCUGGAUAUGCAACAGCUCCUUAUGCCUGAAGAAGAGGAAGAUACCACCAACUGGGAUUGCCAUAUACAAUGCAAGGGAACAAGGAUACGAGUCAGUUGCGCACCUUCUCAUGGACAGGCUGAAGCGACAAGCAUUCUGACAAUGACUGGUUUUCACAUGUUCAAUGCUUCAGUGAUUUAGUGACGAUGGUUGCGACUGUAGAUGUUUUCUGGCAGUUAAUCCUGUUACGACAAGUGUCUCUGUUGAAAUGGUACACUUUUGCGCCCAGGAAUGUGAAAUUAGGAGCUCUACCACUAGAAGUGUUUGCUGAAAUGGUACACUUUUGCGUCCAAGGAGCUAGAAAUUCUGUCACUGAGAUGUUUCAGAGAUCAGACAGUCACAAUGGGCAUUGUGAUGGGCCAAUGUCAACUUGUCUAUUUAUCGUAUCCGUGUUGUGUACUUGUGUUGAGGAAUAGAACAAGGACGAGCCGUGACUUGCUUACA
Molecule: messenger RNA, 1351 nt
Organism: Panicum virgatum (switchgrass)
Lineage: Eukaryota; Viridiplantae; Streptophyta; Magnoliopsida; Poales; Poaceae
Product: cell division cycle-associated protein 7-like
Exons: 8
Coding region: 144-1007 (287 amino acids)
Biological process (GO): regulation of DNA-templated transcription
Cellular component (GO): nucleus
Source: RefSeq, a predicted model, not a curated record